Molecule: messenger RNA, 594 nt
Organism: Lactuca saligna
Lineage: Eukaryota; Viridiplantae; Streptophyta; Magnoliopsida; Asterales; Asteraceae
Source: the annotation of a GenBank genome assembly
AUGCAAUCUCCUUUGGAUGUCAAAACGGUGUGUAUCAAAACUAUUAAACCUUCACUGAUUCACGAGAAAUUUAGUAUAUUAGUACAAGGGAUCCACUAUGAAUUGGUGGUUAGAGAGUUAAGUAAUUGGGAACGGGACAUUGUACUUAAUGAAGACGAAUUGGAUCGUGAUAUGCCUAAAUUUUUUGGUGAUUAUGAUAAUAAUGACAUGUUAUUUGAGAAUAAUGAGGGAGACUGCACAACUGGUGGCAUUAAUCAAGAAAAAGAUGAUGAAAUAGAAGAGGCCAUUUUUUUCCAGACUUCAAGGUUGAAGAAGAAAGUUUUCCUGGUGGGCAUGCCUUCGAUUGGGCCACCCAUUGUUGAUCACUUUCUGACCCUAGAUUAUAUUGUUCCAAGCUUGACCGUCAUUGGUGCAUCGCUUUCUCCUCCAAACGUUUUGCCUGUUAAGGCUGCUGUUCAGAUUAAUGGAGUUGAUGGUGAGCAGCCUGAGUGUCUUUAUCAACCUCCUGGCUUCCAUCAUGAUCAUAAUUCAACACCUGAUAGAAUAAUGUUAAGGCUAACUCCUCAAGUUCUAACGAAUCUUUUAAAUUUUUGA